Molecule: messenger RNA, 335 nt
Organism: Staurois parvus
Lineage: Eukaryota; Metazoa; Chordata; Amphibia; Anura; Ranidae
Source: the annotation of a GenBank genome assembly
AAUCCCAGAUGUAUUAAAGCCGGGGUGUCAAACGGGCGGACCACCAACUGCAAAACUACAAGUCCCAUCAUGCCUCUGCCUUUGGGAGUCAUGCUUGUAACUGUCAAUCUUGCAUUGCCUCAUGGGACUUGUAGUUUGGCAACAGCUGGAGGGUCACCAGUUUGACACUCUUGCUGUAGAGCAGGGGUGUCAAACUGGUGGCCCUCCAGCUGUUGCCAAACUAAAAGUCCCAUGAGGCAUUGCAAGAUUGACAGUUACAAGCAUGACUCCCAAGCAUGAUGGUACUUGUAGUUUCGCAACAACUGGAGGGCCACCAGUUUGACAUCCCUGCUCUA